AUAAUAAAAAAAAAAAUAAUUGUAUCAAAUAUUAACUCCGAUUUAUGAUGACUUAUUUAUCCAUUAUUUUUUCUGAGCAGACCAAUGAAGGUGCUAAUCAAAACUCAAAAAAUUUACUUCUGCUGCCUAAUAUUUAUGAAAACUGAAAGCGAAACAUGCGCAAGUGUUAAGAAUUAGAGGUGGCAAAUUCUAAAAAGUUGAAUUUUAUAGUAAUAUUUUCAUUUUUAUUUAUAAUAACCAGUGCAGCAUGAGGAAAAGUGGAAAGCAUGGAACAAAGUUUCUUCCUCUAAGCUCUGCUGAUAUAGCAAAAGAAAAGAUUUUAUUACCUGGUAGGAGGCCAUGUACAUGUGAAGCAACAAAGCAUGCUCUGAUUAAUAAUUGCUUAGAUUGUGGACGUAUUGUGUGCGAGCAAGAAGGUUCUGGUUUAUGUUUUACCUGUGGAAGUGUGGUUUGUACUCCAAAGGAACAGGAAGCAAUUAUUCGACAAUCAAAGACUGGUGUGAAAUUAUACCAAAAAUUUAUGAAUCAAAAAUCUGAGCUAGAUAAUAGAAAAGAAAAUUCAAUUUCCAAUGAUGAAAAGCUUAAGUCUGCUCUUGAACACAGAGAUAAACUUCUAGAAUAUGAUCGUACUGUAGAAAAGAGGACAAAAGUAAUUGAUGAUGAAAAUGAUUAUUUUCAAAUUGACUCAAAAUGGCUGGAUGAAAAAGAAAGAAAAAUUUUGAAAAAGAAAAAAGAAGAAUUAGAUGAAAUAAUGUACAAUCGGCAGAAAAAAAAUUUUACCUUUGACUUUGCUGGAAGAAAAAUUGUUGAAGAAAAGCCCAAUUUUAACAUUGAUGUCGAUGAUUUACUUAAAUCGGAUACUAGCAUAUUUGAAUGCCAAGACGCUUCAACAUUUGAUAUACCUUCUGAUUUACGUCUGGUUUAUCAAGAUGACAGUAACUCUAAUGGCUACAUGCAAUGCUCUGUUAAAGAAGAAAAUAAACGGUUAAAUAUUAGAAUACAAGAUAAAGAUCUUCAAGAAAUGUCAGAUGACGGAUACUGUUUAAGUCUUCAUCAACCAUAUGCUUCUUUAUUAGUUGCUGGAAUAAAAGGGCAUGAAGGCAGAGUGUGGUAUACAAGUUAUCGAGGACGUUUAUGGAUUCAUUCAGCUGGAAAAGUUCCUACUAAACAAGACAUUGAAGAAUUGGAAAAUAUGUAUCGACACAUUCGUGGUAAUUGUGAAUUUCCUAAAACUUACCCCCAUGGCUGUUUGUUGGGAUGUGUUGAUCUAGUUGACUGCUUACCACAGGAUGAAUAUAAAAUUCAAUACCCUGAUGGAGAAAUUGCAUCACCAUAUGUAUUUAUCUGUGAAAAUGCAAAGGAAUUGAGCAUAAAAUUCCCAAUGAAAGGAAAGCAUAAAAUAUUUAAACUGGACAGCAAUAUCCAUCAUGCUGCUAAAAAAACAUUAUUGAAAAAGAUCUAAUGGAAAGAAUAAAGUCUAUUUAUAUAGCAUUUACAAUAAAUUUUUGUAUAUAAGAAAUGUGCAAAAUAAAUUGUUUAGUUAU
This is a messenger RNA of Argiope bruennichi, 1544 nucleotides long. RefSeq names its product activating signal cointegrator 1-like. The record is from RefSeq and is a predicted model, not a curated record. Gene Ontology annotation, molecular function: zinc ion binding. Gene Ontology annotation, cellular component: nucleus. Lineage: Eukaryota; Metazoa; Arthropoda; Arachnida; Araneae; Araneidae. Gene Ontology annotation, biological process: regulation of DNA-templated transcription. The transcript is spliced from 9 exons. Bases 248 to 1462 code for a protein of 404 amino acids.